GGCUUUCCUGAGAAUGCCACGAGCAUUUCCAACCAUGGGAAGCGACGAGCCGCCCACCUCGUCCACCAGAUCCGUUUCAGAAUCUGGCAACGAAAUACCGAAUUUAACGCACUCGGAGGAGCACGUCCACCCGCCGAUAUAUUCGAACUCGAGAGUCAUCACUAUUCAGCCGCAACAUAGGCUCGGUAAUCAGCCACCUAGAACGCCCUUCCCUGUAAAUACGGUGGACUGGGUUUCAACCCCUAGAUCGCAGUUAAGCGUGAUUUUCGGAUCUUCCUUCCUAGCUGGCACCGAACAAUUGGAGAUUCAGCCCGUCGUCGAUUUGAGUACUCUCUUGGGUCAGUCCGAUUCGGGGAACCAGUACAAGAUCAAAGUCCCAAGAGCGGAGACGUUAUUUCUGGUAACCGAAACAUCGACGAAAUGUCAAAGGGACGUCCUGGGCUCUUCGAGGGGAUUCACCCUGAAAGCCGUGGAUCCGACUGGACAAGUUGCGUUCACCUUUAGAAAGCCCAUCACUUGGGGAUGCGUCCCGGGCUUGUUGCACAAACUGACGGUAGAGAGUUCCGAACCGAUUGGAAGCGUGGAGCAGAACUUCUCGUUGUUCGGAUUGAGCUUCACCGUUUACGACGAGAAACGCGCACCUUUCUACAAAAUCAGCGGACCUAGCGUCGGUUGCUGUUGCAUUUACGAGGAAUCGCAGUUUCAGAUUUUAUCUUUGGAUGGAACGCAUCAGGUGGCAUCCUUGAUACAUCACUGGGAUCAUCUUCUCGUAGAAUAUGUUCUACUUCUUACGGUCCCAGCAGACAUGAAUGUGAAAUUAAAGGGUCUGUUACUUGGUGCUUCGUUUCUUUUGGAAUACUUAUACUUUGGGCGUUACAAGAAAUCUAGAAGACAUCGAACAAAUUGAGACUAGUCAAUUUCUACAGAACCGACAGCAUCGCACGGAGUAUCUUUACAUUUCGGGACUGGAUAAGUUAUGAGACGCGGACUGCAGUUUGUAUCGACGAUUCCGACUGUAGGUAUACACAUUUGUGCAGCAUCUUUAA
This is a messenger RNA of Orussus abietinus, 1046 nucleotides long. RefSeq names its product phospholipid scramblase 2. Gene Ontology annotation, biological process: plasma membrane phospholipid scrambling. Lineage: Eukaryota; Metazoa; Arthropoda; Insecta; Hymenoptera; Orussidae. The record is from RefSeq and is a predicted model, not a curated record. Gene Ontology annotation, cellular component: plasma membrane. The coding region runs from base 14 to 907 and encodes 297 amino acids. Gene Ontology annotation, molecular function: phospholipid scramblase activity. The transcript is spliced from 8 exons.